AUGCUUAAUAAAGUAUUGCUAAAAGGUGUGAGAGGUGUUACUGGUGGCGGACUGACCCUGAGCCGAGGCCUUGUGUUGCAGAGCGCCCUGUACCCCCCGUCGGUCCUGCACCAGCUGACUCAGGCUGCCGAGGGGCCCGAGGGGGUUAACUGCCCCAUAUGCGGCGUCCAUUUCAGUGGCAAGUACCACAAGUACAACCUGAAGCGGCACAUGGACAUCCACCGCGGCGUGCGGCCCUUCAGCUGCCACCACUGCGGCCAGCAGUUCAACCGCCGCCACAACCUCGACCGCCACAUGGAGCGCCUCCACAACAUGCAGUCGCAGCCGCCCUCCUGAGCGUCCGCAACCCGAGGGCGUCCGGCUGGGCGCGGGGAAAGUGUUGCUAAAGUAAAUGCUCGUCUUGCAAGAGCGCUGCGUCUCUUUUUCAAUGGACGAUUUCCCUCAGCGUUCGUGGUGAAAGAAAUCGUUAGAAAAGAGACUCCCUUCCCUCCAAGGGCCCCUGGAAAGAAAAAGUAACUGAAAUGUCACCCGCCAACGUACCGAUAUUAAAAAAAAUGCUGUAAGUAGCCGAACGAAAGCCGAGCAUGGCGUGUUGCAGGGAGGGAGAGCUGCGUGAAUGACUGGCAGCUGCACGAGAAGGCAGUGUUGCAAUCCUAACAGUGCAAUGGCAACUGAAGGUCUUUGAACUUUGCAGGGGGAGGGAGGAGGAGGAGGAGGAGCACCGUACGCGCAGACGGCGUGGCAACAGGACCACAGAGAACGGGGCGGUUCCUUAGCGUCCGGCGAGGGAGUUGCAAGGUGCCAUCUGUGCAACAAGACCUUCCACGGACGCUACCAGAAGUACAACCUGAAGCGGCACUUGAGCAUCCACGCCGGGGAGAAGCCGUUCCUGUGCCCCUACUGCCCGCACCGCACCAACCAGAAGUACAAUAUGCAGCAGCACCUCCUCGUGUGCCGCAGCCGCCCCAUGCAGCCUGCGGGCCCAACGGCGCAAAUGCAGACGCCGCAGUGACCGCUCUGCCCGACGCGACCCUCUUCGCCUCCUCGGCAUUGCAAGGAACCGCGGAAUGGGGAAAUAUCUGCGGUUCUGUGUUGUCUGGAAGGGUCGUGACUGCGCAGGGCCCGGGCGAAGGUGCUGUGCUUGUUGAGACCUUUUUGCAGUGAAGAGUGUGAUUUAUUUUCACGAUCCCUUUUUUGUUAUUUUCAUUCGUUACGAGUGUUGUAAUGAAUGUGUAUGUGUUUUGUUACAAAAUUUGGCGAUUUGUAUUAUUUUUUGUAACGUUGACUAUGAAAUUUAGUGUCACAACAAAAUACAAAAUGUCCAAUGAUUAUGUUUUCGAAAGUUAUACACGAAUUUAUUGUCACCCUUAGGUAAUGAAGAAGAAAGUAUUGUCAUAGACCCGAAUAAAAAAAGGAAAGAAACCAUUAUAGCAUUAAGCAUGUAUACAAUUUGAAACUGCCCCGUUUUUUUUUCUUUUUUCUUAUCUUUCUUUUCGUUUUUUUUUUUUUUCCACGCGGAGAGUCCGUUUAACACUACUAUUGUGAUCUCUUCACAUGUAUACUGUAUAUAGUAUGUAAUGUAUAUAGAUGAAUGUGUAUAUAUAUAUAUUAUAUAUUGUCAUGCUUUAAGAUGGAAUGUCUUUGAGCAAUCAGUGUAUUCCACAUCUUUGCAUCAAUGAGUAAACUAUGAUUUUUUUUCAUAUGUUUAAAGUCUGCUGAUACUGAAUUGUAUUCUGUGAUUUUAGGAUAUUAGAUAAUUUAAUAAUAAAAAUAAAAGAUUCAGUUUA
Penaeus vannamei (Pacific white shrimp) is the source of this 1787-nucleotide messenger RNA. Lineage: Eukaryota; Metazoa; Arthropoda; Malacostraca; Decapoda; Penaeidae. The record is from RefSeq and is a predicted model, not a curated record.